Molecule: messenger RNA, 789 nt
Organism: Miscanthus lutarioriparius
Lineage: Eukaryota; Viridiplantae; Streptophyta; Magnoliopsida; Poales; Poaceae
Source: the annotation of a GenBank genome assembly
AUGGCGAACCACCAGCAGCGAAUCAGCCCAUCCCCACGAAACCCCCCUCUCCACGCUUCGUCUCUCCCUGCAACUCCAUCGGUGCAGGGGCUUUAUGUCCACCAAUAUGGGGGAAGUCAAGAAAUCCACCAAGAACCAGGCACAUCAAAGAAUAGAGCUAAGUGGGAUCACCAGAAGAGGCUAUAUCUUAUUAAACUCUUAAAAAUCCAUGAUGUGCUCAGAUUUCGGACACACAGUGCAUGGAGUAAGGAAGCUUGGACUGGGCGUUAUGCCGAAGGAAGAAGUUGUCGUGGUAUGGAUCAUUAUGCCAAUAAGGCAAUAUCGCCUUCACAAGUUUCUCCUGAUGUGCACCUGCAGUCACCUUCAGCUAGUAUACCUGCUCCUGGUUCUUUCAGUUUUGAUAUUGAAGAGGACAGGGAUGAUAUUAAUUGGUUUGAAACUCUUCGUCACAGUGCCCGGCCAUCUAGUUCAACUCCGGAGGCAGUUGAUGGUAAGCGUGAUAAAAGGCAAAAGACCAAGCACACUAUUACAACUGAACAUUUUCAUGAGAAGUACUUGAAGUUGAAAAAAGAAGAGAUUGAACGAUUCGCUGCCAUAGAGGAGAAGAAGCUAGAUGAUCCUUUCAGUAUCAACAAAUGCAUCACUGUACUUGAGGGGCUUAGUGAGCUACAAACCGGAGAUAUGCUAAAAGCAACAGACAUCUUCAAAGACAAUCCGUCAAACAGGGAAGUUUUUCUCUCAUUUGGUAGUGAUGCAUUACGAGUAGGAUGGUUGCUUAGACAAAUUUAG